AUGAGUGAGAAUAAAAAGAUUCGGUCGAAAAGGGGCGAAGAAGGCCCUCAGAACGCAAACAAGCCAGCAGUGAGCGGAGAGUCCAUACAGGCGGAUUCAGCUCCGCCUCGCAGAAACACAAGAGGUAAAAGAGGACCCAAGGGAAAACAAGGUUCUUCAAAUGCGUCGAAAAACUCCCACGAAAAUGAAGAGUCCCAAGUGUUAAAACUCGAGUCAGACCCUAAAAGCCAGGUUUCUGCUUUGAAAGAGCUUUUCCCUGAAUGGACUAUGGAUGAUCUUGUUUUCGCGCUGGAAGAAGCGGGUCAUGAUUUGGAGUUGACAAUUGCUCACAUCACCGAAGGUCAUGCCUCUCAAUGGGGACAAGUAAAGAAAAAGCAGCCUACAAAACAGAUAAAGUUAAAGUCGAAAUCGGGUGACUCUGAUGCGACAGCUCCUAAAACUGUUCCUAGGAAAUCCAAGAAGGCUCCUGCUGCUAGACAAGACCAACCUCAGCAGCCUUCUCGUAAAGAAAAAGCUGCUUUUCAGGCGAAGACAUUGACUGCAGCUGAGUCCCCAAAAGCUCAAUCCGUUCCCGGUACUGAUGAUGCAACAUCCUCUACUCCUCACUCUAAACCCGAUCACAUACCCCAACAACAUAUAGACCCAAGUAAUGCCAAUACCACUCAUGCCACUCAAACUGAACAUCCUUUAACUUCAACCUUAGCAACUAAGACUACUCCUCCCCAGUCUGACAAGCCUGCCAUCGUUGCUGAUUCUUCCCAGUCAUCCAAAGCACCAUGGGCUGCUAUUGCAAAAGUGAAAAGAAAGCAAGCUGUACCAAAAGUUGCUCCUAAACUUACACAACCAUCUCAGCCCCAUCAACCCACUCAGUUGCCUUCCGCAGCCUCCGACGCUGCGGUUGAAGAACCUUUGAACCCACCUGUUCCUUUAGCAUCUAAACCUACUGAACCCGAGGUUGCCCCUUUGCAAAACAAUCAGAAAGUAGAACAACGGGAACAGGAAUUUCCUCCCAUAUCGAUUGCUGGUUCUGGUUCUGCCGUUAACAAACCUGUUGUUGAUUCCAUUCCUGCCCCUGCUACGGAUACUACUACUUCUUCCCAAUCCAAACCUGUGGACACCAAGGCACCUUUGGGUGGAUUUCAUGGUUCCACCAGUGGAAUAACGACCGCUCGUUUGCUUUCCGACAAAUUUCCAGUCGUUAUGCCCGUCGCCAAUACUGGAGCGAUCCCAGAAAAAGUUCAAGUCCGAUUUGGUAGCUUGACCCUUGGUGGUGAUGAAUCAUUAUCAAACAAGCCUGUAGCUCCUCCAGCAGGAUUUGCUUCCAAACAAGUGAAAGAACAUUCAAUGGAAGCUUAUGCAUCUCCUAAUCCUCAACCUCCCCAAUUUGCCGAUAGCAAGCCUACUCUUGCUAGUAAUACAGAGGCUUUACCUGCAAAGCGACAACCACAACCUGCUGCACCUGCUGCUGCUCCUGUCGCCGACAACUCUUAUUACUUUGAUGUGAAAAGCAAUCCUUCUGCAAAUACUACAGUUAAUGCCGGAGCCCCUCAAGUUAGUUUACCCACUGGCAAUACUCCUACAGUAAGUAAGCAAGGCAAUGGUGGAUUUAUGGCUAUGUACUCUCCAGUUAUGCAUGACAUUGCUCCUCAACAAUAUGGAGUCGGCAGUUCCUUACCCAUGUCCGCUGCUAGUGCAUACAGCAAUGAUCCUGCAAUGGCGGGAGUUCACGACAAAUCGAAUUUGCCUUACACUUCUAGAUUUGGGAAGCCAUUGGAGAACAAGGUCGAGACGAAUAUGAGCCCCUUUGGCAAUUACCAGCAUGCAGAGUAUGGAGCAGCUCCUGGAUUUGGACCUACAGCAGCUCAUCAGCAUCAGCAUCAACAAAAUGCUCAUGCUGCUUAUAGUGGAAUGUCGCCCUUGAACUAUGGCCAAAGUGUUCCCAACUACUUCAAUGAGCGUUCGCAAUAUUCUCAGUAUGAUCCAGCGGUGAAUGGAACACCAGAAAUGCAUGGAAUGACGCAAAACAAAGUUGGAUCGACGGCAGCAGCGAUUCCUUCGUUGCCCAACACGACAGCGACACCAAGCCCAGUGGUAUCACAGCAGCCUCAGCCGUAUGCGUUUCCUCCUAUGUAUCCCGUUCCCUAUAUGUCGUACGGCUACGGAUCGCUUCCUUACGGCAACAACAAGUAUGGACAGCCUCAACAAGGUUACGUGAUGCAGAAUGGUUUGAAUGAUUUCCCUCCUAUUCUUGGAGGACACAGCAGUAUCUACAAUCGCCAGCAAAGUGGCAGCGUUGGAAGUAUUGGCGGUGCGGCGGCUCAAGCGGGCAACACAGCUACGAAUGCACCGGUGGACAAGAGUCGUGACAUGACGGGCAACAAUGCGAUGGGUAGUUCUCUUGGUGGAUUGUCGUCGAUGUCUGGAGCAGCUCGUAGUGCAGCACCUGGGAUGUUUGUAAAUGAAGGAGAAUGGGGAGCGCCAUCUCCGUAUGGAUUUGUUCCUCAAGCAGGCUUGAAUGCCUCCCCUGGUGGACAUCAAGGAACAUACCCUUCGAAUGCAAACAAGGGUGGAAAUGUAGGCAACCAAGGCUCUGGAUUUCCGUUCAACCCUGCGGCGACAACGACGAGUGGAACCGGAGGCAGUGGAAAUGGAAUAGGAAGCUAUGGAGCUUAUAACCAAACAUUUAUGAACCGACCUGGAAAUUGGUAUGGCAACGCAUAA
Molecule: messenger RNA, 2721 nt
Organism: Schizosaccharomyces osmophilus
Lineage: Eukaryota; Fungi; Ascomycota; Schizosaccharomycetes; Schizosaccharomycetales; Schizosaccharomycetaceae
Gene: def1
Product: RNAPII degradation factor Def1
Exons: 1
Coding region: 1-2721 (906 amino acids)
Cellular component (GO): nucleus; cytoplasm
Molecular function (GO): ubiquitin binding
Source: RefSeq, a predicted model, not a curated record